AUGGAAUGGUUAAAAAUAACAUUAUUAAUGUGGAAAACGUCUGAGUCGUAUCUUAAUACAUUCACAAAAAUUUUCUUGGGAUUCUCGUGUGGCGUCAGAUUCCUCGUCUUGGCACCGCUAUUUUUAUUUGAGAAAGAGAAGCUUAAGCAAACUACAGUGGAUGAGAGGAGGGAAAUCAAUGCUGCAAUGUGUUUUCAUGCUUUUGGGAAUAAAAAAAAAUAUAUUUAUUGCAAAUAUCAUAUUUUACAAGUUCUCAGGUGUUUUUUAAACUAUGGCGAUGAAAGUUUACGACACGUGACGAACAAAAGCGCGAACAGUUCUUUGAAAAGUCAUGAUCAACAUUUACAAACAUAUAUUUGCCUUUUUCUUAUGUUGUUGCUUAAGGAAAAAGCUUCUGUUUUAAGAUUGAUACGAGAAUCGUGA
Clunio marinus is the source of this 423-nucleotide messenger RNA. The record is from the annotation of a GenBank genome assembly. NCBI's taxonomy places the organism in Eukaryota, Metazoa, Arthropoda, Insecta, Diptera, Chironomidae.